Messenger RNA from Caenorhabditis bovis, 1149 nucleotides. Lineage: Eukaryota; Metazoa; Nematoda; Chromadorea; Rhabditida; Rhabditidae. The record is from the annotation of a GenBank genome assembly.
AUGACUGAGAAGACGGAUAAAGCAAAAUCGGAAAAGAAAGAUGCUAGCGGAAAUUAUGAGAAUCUGGCGAAUGUUGUGAACGAGAGAAGCGAGAAUGCGGUUUCGGCGGUCGGUCGUACCGUCAAGAAAUAUUGGGAAAUCAAAGAUGACCUCAAUGAUUUCUACGAUGACCAUUUCAAAGUUUGGAAGAGCGAAGCAAUCGGCGCGGGACAAUGGCUUAUGGUCACUUCGCAAAUAAUUGCCGACAAAUUGCAAGAAGUGGGAAUGUCUCUUCUCAAAUUGAAUCCACCGGGUGAUUAUCAAGAAUUCCACAUCUCCAAGAUGUUUGCCAAUGCUGUUUUCCUUUUGUUGGUCACUGGCGUUGGAGCAUUCAUUGGAUCAUACCUCGCAGCUCAUAUCAUCGGAUUGUUCCUAAUUGACUUGGGUGUCGCAUUGCUGAUAAUGUUUGUUAUCCCAGGAAUCGCAUGUCACACAUUUGUAAAUCGUGGAGCAACACGCCUUUCCGAGAAAAACCGUCGUAUUGUGGCAGCGAGUUUUAUAUUCGAACAGGCAAUUCUGAUUGGAUAUGUUAAUCAGCGACACUACUUGGAUGCUCCUUUCAUGAUCCUCACCCCAUUCCUCACUUCAUUCGUCUACCCAGCAGUAGUCGGGCUUGGAUUGCGCCGCGAAAAAGUGCUCGGAGCUGUGUUCGGAACGUCAUUUCUCGCUCAUUUUCUUCAUGGACUCUUCUUCCACAAAUAUCUCAGCAUUGGAUUCUUAUUCCUUGCAUUGGUUUAUACUUCUCUAGCAAUUGUGUUGAUUCAAUUUACGAUUGAGUGCGAAUUCGGCAAAUUUUGCUGCAUUGAUGGCUGCUGUAUCGACUUUACCUACAUUCUCCUCAUGCUUGUUGUUGUAUCGAUGAUAUUCACUAUCGGAAUGUUCGCUUAUCUCGAAGUAAUGAAGCAGCGCAACUUGCGGCAAUCUCUAGAAAUUGCGAAACAAAAGGGAUCCACUGAUGAUGAUGAUUCGAGUGAAGCCAGAAUUGAAUUAGGUGUUCUGCCGGCCGAUGUAUCAAGUCCGAUCAAAUGUAGCCCGCCAAUGACUGUGCCAAAACUCAAUUUCCAUGCACAUCCAGUUCGAUCUUUCUGCAAUGAGCAUUUGCACUUUUAA